Messenger RNA from Haliotis rufescens (red abalone), 4960 nucleotides. RefSeq names its product ADP-ribosylation factor-binding protein GGA1-like. Gene Ontology annotation, molecular function: phosphatidylinositol binding; small GTPase binding; ubiquitin binding. The coding region runs from base 24 to 2087 and encodes 687 amino acids. Gene Ontology annotation, cellular component: trans-Golgi network. NCBI's taxonomy places the organism in Eukaryota, Metazoa, Mollusca, Gastropoda, Lepetellida, Haliotidae. The record is from RefSeq and is a predicted model, not a curated record. Gene Ontology annotation, biological process: vesicle-mediated transport; intracellular protein transport. The transcript is spliced from 18 exons.
CUUGUCGCGUGAUAGUCACCAAGAUGGCCGAAGAACGAGAAACGUUGGAGUCGGUACUGAACAAAGCGACAAACCCAGCCCAGAGAGAUGAGGACUGGGACUUCAUCAUGGCAUUCUGUGACAAGGUGAACCAUGAUCUGGAGGGGCCCCAGUUUGCCGUGCGACUCCUGGCACACAAGAUACAGUCGCCCCAGGAGAGAGAGUCACUGUUUGCCCUCACUACACUGGAAGCAUGUGUGAAGAACUGUGGCCGCAGAUUUCAUCAGGAAAUUGGAAAAUUUCGUUUUCUAAAUGAGAUUAUCAAAGUUGUGUCUCCCAAGUAUCUUGGCUCCAAGACAACAGAGAAAGUGAAGAAGAGGUGUAUUGAGAUUCUGUACAGCUGGAGCAAGGGCUUGACCCAUGAGUGUAAGAUCCAGGAGGCUUACACCAUGCUCAAGACCCAGGGCAUAGUGAAGGAGGAUCCAACUUACGUGGACACAUUCUUCCAGACCUUCGAGAUCCCCCCAGAGCGGCCACGUAAUGCUGUGUUUGAAGAUGACGAGAAGGCCAAGCUUCUGUCUAAACUCCUGAAGAGUAAGAACCCCGAUGACUUGCAGGCUGCCAACAGACUCAUCAAGAACAUGGUGAAGGAGGAUGCGGCUAAGUCGGAGAAGAUAUCCCGGCGGAUCAAUGAGCUGGAGACCAUCAGCAACAACGUGAAGCUGCUGACAGAGAUGAUGUCCAUCUACGACAAGAACACCACCACACAGGCAGAGAAAGACAUGAUGAAGGAGCUGCAUGCAACACUGGAGAAGCUACGCCCCAACUUGUUCCGGCUCGCCAGCGAUGUAGAUGAGAAAGACAGUGACGGAAUCAAUGAUAUCCUGAAGGCUAAUGACACAGUUAUGAAGACAAUGGGAGAAUAUAAGUCCAAGGUUGAGGGAAUCCAUGAAGAAGGAGACUGGGCUCAUGGCAAAGAUGCCUCCUCAUUACUGGAUCUCAACUUUGAACCAUCGCCCAGCAGAGCAGCUAGAAUUGAGCAAUCCGCAACCUCCACCUCAACAGCCAUCUUGGAGGGCGAAUUCCAGGCAUUAGGUCUGGAUGACAAGAAGGUGUCCGGGACCCAGGCGUCCGACAGCUCUGUCCUCAGUGAACUAGAUGACAUAUUUGGAGCUGCUGCACAACAGCCUGUUUCCAAACCCCCGCAGCCUGCUUUGUCUCAAGCCAUGUCCACAGCAGGAAUGUUUGCCUCCGGCACAGCGCCAGUCAUGGGAGCAGCGGCACCAUUCCCCGUCAUGGUGCCAGCGAUGGGCCAGCAGCCUGGAUUUUCACCAUUUGGGCAGCUGCAGCAGCCUGUAGCACCAGCAGUACAAGGAGUUCAGGCCUCAAGCGCAUCAACUGGCGUGUCAUCACAGAAAGUACCAGUGACUGCAAUGGCUGACCUUGACCUCCUAGGUCAGAAUCUGCUACAGCAGAGUUUGGGUGGAAAGGACCAGCGCAAUCACUUCCCUCCACAACAAACAACACCAAAGAAGAUGACCAUGAAUCAACUUGCUGCGGUGUCUGCUGGUAGCCAAUCAGCACCAGGCACACAGCCUACUUUACUUUUAUUAGCCAAUCAGAAUUCAUCCUCACAGUCUACAGCAAUACUCAACCCAGUGGGUCCCGGGAGUGCUGUAUCACAAGAGCUACUUCCCCUAACUGACAUCUUCGUUCCCCUAGAAAACAUCAAACCAGCCACAGACAUGCCCCCAGUGACAGCCUAUGACAAGAACAGUGUCAAGACCGUGAUUCAUUUUGCGACAGACAAGCCUCGGUCGGAUGUACUUGUUAUGGUCCUCUCAACACUGUCCACCAACACAAGUCCCAUCAAGAAGUUUGUUUUCCAGGCAGCUGUGCCAAAAGUGAUGAAGGUGAAGCUGCAACCCCCCUCAGCCUCGGACCUCCCAGCAUACAACCCCAUCCUACCCCCAGCAGCCAUAACACAAGUUAUGCUCAUAGCAAACCCAAAAAGGGAAAAGAUCCGGUUAAAGUACAAAGUGACGUAUAUUUUAGAUGAGAACAAUGUGACGGAUACAGGAGAUAUAGAUGCAAUUCCCAGUCAGUGAACACCUCCUAGGUUGUUGUUAAUCCUGUUAUCAAGGCAUAGAACAAAGACAUGCGAGAAGUGCUGUGGAUGUCAGGUAUCUAUUGGUCCAGGGAUGCAAGGAGUCCUGGUGAACAGAUACAAGUGGGUAGCUGCUUGAAAGAUGUGCUUGUGGAGCUGAUCGGUGUGUGUAAAGGAGUGAUUGACAAAGAAAACAUGAAGACCUGGGGACAGAAUUUAUGCUCAGCGUACAACUACCCAGAGACUGGACAAUGUUCCUACACUGAUUCCAUUGCCAUGAUAUACAUCGGGAGCAUCACAUCACACAAUUAAUGAGUAUCUCACACAAUACUCACCUUUCCUGUUCACACAGCUUGUAUGAACACUUUACACAGCAGAUGAAAGUCAAACAUAAAUUAAUUACACAGACUCUUCAUGUACUCGAAUAUGAACAGGUUAACGAUUAUCGGAUUAUUGACACAACGUACACUUGGGUUUAUUUGGUGGACAUUCAGCACCAAUCUGGUAGUGUGAUCAAGCAUUGUUUAGAGUAGCAGCCGGAAUGUUCAGAGCCUGCCGAUUGUCUGGAGCAUCCGAUACCUGUACGUCUAGGUGCCGGGCUCCACCUGGACUGUUGGUUCUUUGAUCACACCAAUGUUCGGAGUUCUGUUCCCCACAGACAUCGGAUGAAGACUGUUCUCCGUGUCCGUGGACAUGAUGCUGAUGCAGUAUUGCUAAAUAUGGCAGAAAACCUUCCUCCGCCAUUGUCUAGAUAAUAGCCAGACCUGAGUUCAGGAAAUGAAAGAUUUGAUGCUAUUUAUAUUUUGGUUAUUUCUUCUGAAUGGCUAUUUCAGCCCUGGGCAAAGCACUCAAGUCUCAAAAGGCAUACUGAGAUAGUUUGAAUCAAGGUUGCAUACACAAGACAAUACUGUGCUACUGGACUUUGGGCUGGCAAGACAGCGCUUGUGAUAUUACCCAUGUCUAGGCUGCUACCAAUGGCGAAGGCAAGGGAACUCUGCUUUGUCACUAUGGAAGUGCUAAUAUGUAUAUCAUGCUGGCAUCACUGUGAGACAUGAAAUCCCCCUUCACUUUUCACCUGUGUGCUUACCACAAUCAUCGAGUUAUAUCACAGAGGUGACUAUUUUAUACCGAAAUCUUGAAAACUUGGUCAUAUACAUGUUGCUGUUUCAGAGUGUUGAAGAUGGGCAUCACGUUAUACACAUUGUAUAUAUUGGUAAAUAUUUGUUUUUGAUUGAAUCUAUUUCCAACCGUUGUUCACAAUGUGUUAUUUGUUACGGUACCUAAGUAGUCAGACUCUGUCAGUUGUAAAUACUGGGUGUUGGGGCAUGGAAACAGAAUAUUUCUAACGGUUUGUUAACUCUCACCCCUUAGACAUUAAUUUCUGAAAGCGAAAUGGGAAGACAAUUGCAGUUAGCAAGAAAAUGUUGUUGUGAAAGGCUGGUACACUGUUGUCAAUAUAUGCAACUUUAUUGGCAUGUCUUAUAAUGUUAGGUUUUGCAAUUUAUUUGUCAUUUUCAGUAUUUUUCAAAGAACCUGGUGGUCAAUGUAACAAACACACAUCCCCUCAGAACAGGCUGACUAUGGCCUGCCAUGUGACUACAGAUAGUAUCAAGGCGCAGUAACAGGGAUGUGAGUGACACUUAAAGCAAGCAAUCCCAGUGCAAGAGGGUUCUUCUGUAUAUUGGCCUUGAUGAAUACAUGUAUUUCAAUUAUUGCCUUUAGAAAUGAAGGCUUACUCACUUCAUCACACAUAACAACUGUACACAAGUACACCUACAAUGUGCUUCAAUGAUGAGUUUGUAUCCUUUGGCCUCCACCAUCAGCUGCACCAAGAUGGUCUUGUGUUAUUUACAAGUCAUAGCACGAAGAUUGCUUUGUGGAACAAGAUCCUUGUCAUAUCUCAGCAGAAAUGUUAAUAAGAAUAUCCCACCAUUGUAUCCCAGUUACUUACCUGAAGAUUAUGUCCUCCAUGUGUAACCAACGGCUUCCUCUCGUUUAGUCCUAUCUGCAUGUCCCAUAUUAUUAUUACAUGGCAUCAUCCACUAGUCAUCACUUAGAUCUGACAGCAGCAUGUAUCUCUGUAGCUUUUGCUUUCACUGGCCAGUAUGUUUAUCAUACUCUUGCAUUUAGGCAUUGUAUCAUUGUUCCUGAGCUUGUGAAUGUGGAUUUAUUAUGAAAACUAUGGUACUAAAUUAUUAUGGUUUAUAAAUCAGAUUCUUAUCAAGUGCAAAUUCUGAAAAUGAUUAUAAACCAUGGCAUGUACGUCCAAAAAGGUUUACUGUCAAGGGCAUUGUGGUCUGGUGGGUUUCCUUUUACAAAGAUCAAAAUUUCCGAAUCAAGAUUGGAUGGAAAUAAAGCUGAUUAGUUGAUAAAACAGAUGACAUCUGAUUGGCUCAAAAACCCAUGGAAUAGCUUCACCUUAUGGAGAGUUUGUCAGAUCUUUACACAGAGAGGUAGCAUAUCGGAGUGAAAGACUGGACUUAAAUGAGACUGACAUUAUGCAUGACCAGUUCUGUUACUGCUGAUAACUUGAACAUAUGGAUAUAGUUUGUGAUCAGAAAAUGUUUUAGCUGAUAUUGUAAAGAGGUCUUUAAAAGUAAUAAUCUUUGAGUGAUAGUUUUGGGCUAGUUGGCACAUGUAGGUUCGAGAACAAGCAAUCAACUCAUUGGUUAAUACUUGGGAAGAUGCAGAGGUCCACAAGGUCAGUGGGCGUUGCCCCUUCUCCAUGUGUACUAGAUUCACCCGAUUCAGGUCGUUGGUCUGUCCUCUUCCUACCCAUUCUUGUAGGUUUCACCACAGCAGUAGAUGUCACUUAGCUGUUGGGCCUUCCUCCCAACAAGCCAUAUCAUACUUAUAUGACAAUGGUAAACCAAA